Messenger RNA from Fonsecaea nubica, 708 nucleotides. RefSeq lists its product as hypothetical. Gene Ontology annotation, cellular component: nucleus; cytosol. The transcript has 4 exons. The coding region runs from base 1 to 708 and encodes 235 amino acids. The record is from RefSeq and is a predicted model, not a curated record. Lineage: Eukaryota; Fungi; Ascomycota; Eurotiomycetes; Chaetothyriales; Herpotrichiellaceae.
AUGAAUCUGAAGGUCCCUCGAACCCUGCGUAUCGCAGUCCUCGAGUGUGAUACUCCGCUGCCGGAGACCAAGAAAAGGUUCCAUGGCUAUGGUGGUGUGUUUGAGUUCUUGCUCCGAUCAGGAGCCAGAGCCUUGGGUCGACCUGACUUGGACCCCGAUGACAGCCUCCAGUUUUCCGUCUGGCAGGUCGAAUUGAAUCCAGACCAGUAUCCCGAUCCUGCAACCAUUGACGCCAUUUUGAUCACCGGUUCCAGACACGAUUCCUUUGCAGACACACCUUGGAUCAACAAGCUGGUCGACUACACGGCGAAGAUCCUGUCAGAGACGACGGUUCGGGUCAUCGGCGUGUGUUUCGGCCACCAGAUCGUGGGCCGCGCUUUGAAGGCAGAGGUCGGGCGGAAUCCACAGGGGUGGGAGGCAGCAGUGAACGAUGUCCAGCUAUCGGAAAAGGGAAAGGAAGUCUUUGGUGUCGAUAAGAUCCGCCUCCACCAAAUGCACCGUGACUGCGUUUUCUACUACCCGGAAGGCGUCGAGGCCCUUGGAUCUUCUCCUGUGUGCAAGGUCCAGGGCAUGUAUUCACCAAAAAGGCUGCUGACCGUACAGGGCCAUCCGGAAUUCAACCAGGAGAUCAUGACAGAAAUCAUCAGCACGCGACAUGCAACAGGUAUUUUCGACGACGAGGCAUAUCAGGAACAUAUGAACAAGUAG